UUUGCUAUUUUUUGUUUUUUCGAUACGAUCAUUUUUCAUGAAAAUACAGCCUUCAAAAAAUCACUAAAAAAUUCAUAAAAUUUUUUUGUUCCUUUAAUUUUUUGGAUAAGUGUAUUUAUCAGUUUUUAUUUUGUGAACAGCUUAACACUAUCUUUUAAUUGUAAAAGUUGUUUUUGAAUGAAUCAUAUCGUUUUUACUUUCUUGCCCGAACAUAAUAGUAAUAAACGGUAUUAGACAAAACAAGACCAGACAAAUAGCAGCGAGUCGAUCGAGUCAUGACCGCGAUUAAGACGGGUCUUUGAUUUUGCUUAUAAUACGAGAACAAGAGGAGAGUUUUUACAGUCACGCCACGCCUCGUGUGAAGCCACGACCGUAAAAUUAACAUUAUCGAUCAUCGCCACUGCAUAUAGUCGUCAUACGUAUUUAAAAAUGGUUACAAAGUGGAAAAACCCAACAUCAGAAUCUUCAUCAACCCAAUCGACUCUGGUCAAUAGUCUGGAGAUGUCAAACACCUUUGGUGUGAAUGCGAUCGUUUAUACUUAUUCAAACAAUUUUUUAUUUGACCGUGACCGUUUUUCGGGGAUGGAAUUUUUAAUUGAUACUGGCGCUACUGUCAGCAUCUAUCCUCGGUCUUACGUACCAAGGCGCAUCAAACCUUAUCGUGAUUUUAAUUUCAAUUUGCAAGCAGCGAAUGGUGCUGUAAUUCGGACAUACGGAAACACCACCAUGCAAUUGGAUCUAGGAUUAGAACAAAUUUUCGAGUGGCAAUUCACAAUCGCUGACACUCCUGUACCAAUCAUUGGUUCUGAUUUUAUAGUUGAUUAUGGAAUCAUCAUUGAUCUUAGAAACAGAAAACUUUUUAUUAAUCCAGCGGACUUAAUUUGUAUAGUAUGAACGGCCGCAAAAAGCUUAGACUUAAUGACCAAAUAAAUAAAAAAAAAAAAAAAGUAAAUAAAAUAAAAUUACAUAUCUGUAAGUAUUAUAAAAGUAGUUACAUACAUUGUCAGUAUCGCAG
Molecule: messenger RNA, 1015 nt
Organism: Microplitis mediator
Lineage: Eukaryota; Metazoa; Arthropoda; Insecta; Hymenoptera; Braconidae
Exons: 3
Coding region: 430-894 (154 amino acids)
Biological process (GO): proteolysis
Molecular function (GO): aspartic-type endopeptidase activity
Source: RefSeq, a predicted model, not a curated record